Messenger RNA from Octopus bimaculoides (California two-spot octopus), 3633 nucleotides. RefSeq names its product diacylglycerol lipase-beta. The record is from RefSeq and is a predicted model, not a curated record. Gene Ontology annotation, molecular function: triacylglycerol lipase activity. Gene Ontology annotation, cellular component: plasma membrane; cytoplasm. Lineage: Eukaryota; Metazoa; Mollusca; Cephalopoda; Octopoda; Octopodidae. Gene Ontology annotation, biological process: diacylglycerol catabolic process; neurogenesis; arachidonate metabolic process.
UAAUAAAGGAAUUCCCACACUUCAGACUCGGGGAAUUGUCGUCUGUGCGGAAAGAAUUCCUGUAAUGCUUGAAAUAUGGGACUAAUUUGACGUGUUGUUGGGGUCAACAAUGCCUGGUAUAGUGUUGUUUAAUCGUCGAUGGCAUAUCAGUGGAGAUGAUUUAGUAUUUCCAGGGCUGUUGGAAAUUUUUACUCGGCUCGCAUGGUUAAUUGCUAUAAUUGUGGUUUUUAAUCACCACAAAGAAGCUUUCAGUUGCAAUGAUGGCCAUUUGUUAUGGACUUAUUACAUUGGAGUUAUCACUCUUCUUUCAAUCAGCAUUGUUCUGACAAUUGGCAUAAUCAGUAUAAGCAUGAAAGGGAACAUUACCAACACAUUUCCUCGAAGAAAGCUACCAUAUUUUCUCUACUUAAAAGUUCUCCUUGGAAUGCCUGAACUUAUCUGGAAUGUACUUGGUACAUUUUGGGCAUUUGGGAAAUCAACUGGUUGCAAUUAUAUGUUGGUUUUGACUGUAAAGGGUGCAGUGAUCUGUGGCUGGUGUAUAUGUAUUGUCAUUAGUUUUGGCAUUGUUCUUUUGUUUGACCCUAUUGGAUAUGGCCAUACUCGAAGAUACCCUUCAUCAAAAGUCUGGGAAGGAAGAUGCAAUGUUAUUUGCUGUUGUUUUCGAAACAAUCCAGAGAGCAAACGAGCAUUAAACGAUGUUGCAAAAUUGUUUGCUACAAUAUUUCAGGACCUUGAUUUAGUGCCCACUGACAUUGCUGCUGGUCUUCUUCUACUCCAAAGGAGACAGACUCAACGAAAACAUUUAGUUGUCAGCAGACCAAGCCAACCAUCCAAAAGUCGAAAGUCUAGAGAGGCUGUAAACAGGGAAACAGGUCGAAUUCUUGUUUCUGGUGAAGGCAGUGAAAGUAGUGAAUCUAGCCCAACACAUGCAAGUUCUAUAAAUGAUGGUGGCUGUCCUGAGUCUAUGUCAUCUUCAACUGUAUUGCCUAAAGGAUGGAUGCAUUUAGGUGCAAUUAAGUAUUAUAUGAAAUUUGCCAUGGCUAUGUAUGGCUGGCCACUUUAUCUGUUUAUAAACACUUGUACUGGUGGCUUGCGAUUAUGUCCCUUCUACAGAUGUUGUGCCCACUGUAGUAAAGCAGCUGAAGAAGAGCAUGUAACUGGAGACAAUUGUUGUUUAUGUAAUUUAGCUGCAGUGAAAAAGUUCAUUGAAUUCACUGAUGCUGAAAUCAUUCAUGUUUCUUUCCGUGAUGAGAUAUUUCAACCUCCAUUUUUUGUCUCAGUUGACCGUAAAAAUGCUGCUGUGGUGAUUGCUGUUAGAGGUACCUUGUCAUUUCAGGAUGCACUUACUGAUUUAACAGCAAAUACUGAAAAGAUGUUUGAGACAGGAGAUCCUGAGUUUUCCUGUCACAAAGGUAUCUUGCAAGCAGCACGUUACAUUCGUGAUGAACUUGAAUUUCAUUCUCUCAUAGAAAGAGGCUUUCAGAAAACAGGUAACCAGAAGAUUGUUGUCACUGGACAUAGCUUAGGAGCUGGUACAGCUGCCAUUCUUGCUAUUCUCUUGAAAGAAAAAUAUAACGAUGUCUACUGCUUUGCUUAUGCUCCACCUGGUGGCCUUUUGUGUUGUGCAGCCAGUGACUACAGCCAAGAAUUUACCUGCUCUGUUGUUCUAGGUGAUGAUCUUAUUCCUAGAUUGGGAUUAUGUAAUAUUGAAAAACUGAAGACUGAUGUGGUGGCAGCUGUCAAUGCAUGUGAUUUACCAAAGUAUAAAAUCUUCCUGAGUGGUUUCUGGAAAGUAUUAUGUGGCUUGAAUAUGAACCAUCGUGAACAGGAUUUCAAUGUUGAGGAACCACAACAUAAUUUGGUAGAUGCCAGUUCUAGCAGUUCAUCUGGUCAUUACGGUAGUAUUGGAGAUUCUGUCACACCAGAGAAACAACUUUAUCCACCAGGACUUAUUUUGCAUAUUGUUGAAGAGCAAAGUUCUACUGGUUUCUUCAGUAAACCAACGUACCACAUAGAAUGGACAAGACCAAACGAGUAUACUGAAAUACGUGUCAGUUCAAAGAUGUUAUUAGAUCAUUUACCCAACUCAUUAGAUGAUGCUCUUGAAAGACUUAAUGUGCCUUAUGAAGAGUUUGCUGCUCAAGUAUGAUAUCAACCUUUAAUUUUCUCAUCAAGCUCAUUACAUUAAAUAUUUCUCAUCUCCCACCAACAAAUAUUCAAAUGUUUCAGUCAGUGAUUGUAUUCAGACAUUCAUUAUUUUGCUGCCUACUUAUGGUUGAUGAAUUAACUCUAAUUUAUAAUUGCUGCUGUUUUAUACCUGAUUAUUCUUUUGGUUCUUUACUCAAUUGGUUUUGGAGACUUUCUAAAUAUUUUUCAGUACAACAGAGUGUAUUUUUCUGUUAUAAUUUCAUUAAAUUAUAUUGGAUAUUGUGGUAUGGGUGGCAGUAAACUCUCAGUGUAUGAAGUGUGUGACCUGAUUUUCAAACUUCUUUUACUUAAAAUUUUAAUGCUUUUGAAAGAGGCAUAAAUGUCACUACUCUGUUUCUUUUUCCUCUAAAGUCUGAAGCUUUAUGCUUAAGAGGUUGUUAUUUGGAAAAAAAAAAGAAAGAGAAACAAAAUUGUAUAUUGUAAAUGUUCCAAAUUAAUGAAGCAUGACAUAAAAGGUACAGCAAUAUUUGACAGAACAGUUUUUGUUGUCAAGAAGUUUACCUGAUAAAAAUCGACAAAUUUGCUUUUUAUAGUUAGACAUGAAUAUUUUUUCAUUUUUAUUUUUCUGAAUUCCUUUAUUGUAACUGUAUUUUCAUUUUCUCUGAACUUCCAAUGAUAAUCCCACUUUUUUUUUUCUUUGUAAUAUAAUCAUUGAAACACUGUGAUAAAACCGGAAUGUCAUUCCCUGCCAACAACAUACAUUUUGGAGCUAUGGGGGUGCAUGGGUGGGAAUUCUUUGAUUCAAAGAAACUUAUAUAUGUCUUCUGUCAAUAUAUUUUACCUAGUAUAAAAUUUAAAGCAUUAGCUAGAAUAAAUUGUUAUUGGAGUUAUCAAAAUACUUUAAGACAGUGUAAAAGUAUCAGGAUAUUCUGAUGUAAACAAAUUAUAUUUAGAACAUGUAUUAUUUUAAGUAAGAUUGAAACUAUAAAAAAGUAUAAAAUGUCUUAGUAUUGGUCUUUAGUAAUAAAAAAAAUUAUGCAAGACUAGUAAUUAAUUUAAGAUCUUUAUCUGCACAAAUGUAUUUGCACAUAUUAAGAAAUAUCUUUAAAAUGUCUCUUUAAUCAUUUUCUGUACAGGUCAAUAAUUAUUCAUUGAAAGUGUUUAGGUUCACUAAUUUUUGUUUUCUUUUUUUAUUCUCCAAAACAAGAGACAAUUUUCAAAAUUAGAUUGAAACCAAAAUGCAAAACUAGUAUUGAUGGCCAUUAAAAAAAAAAAAUCAAGUAGUGAAAUAUUUUUGCAUUAUUCAAUUAGUGGCAACUGCAACAAACUGUUUGCCAUUAACUGUAGCAAUAUUUUGUUCACAUGUAUAUUUAUAUUUAAUUUAUUUUUCUAUAUUUUUGAACACUCUUGUUAAAUGCUUUUAAUUUAAGUUAGCUUUAAAUGUAUUUAAUUCCCAAAAUAAAUUGUUACUAUUGUUUGAUUUUA